Molecule: messenger RNA, 204 nt
Organism: Arabidopsis thaliana (thale cress)
Lineage: Eukaryota; Viridiplantae; Streptophyta; Magnoliopsida; Brassicales; Brassicaceae
Exons: 2
Coding region: 1-204 (67 amino acids)
Source: RefSeq, marked reviewed
AUGCCAAAAAGAGGAGCCCACCAUGAAACCGACGAAACAGGUUUCUUACGGGCUGGAUCCGAUUCGGAAGAUGCUCGGAUCGAGGAAAGAGCGGAGCAGGAGAUGAUUGUAGCCAUUGUUAGGGUAUUUUCGGAAAGAGUGUGCAACGGUAAAUGCGUUGUGCACUACGAUAAGUACGGUGGAGAUGAGAGCACUGGAUUAUAA